This is a messenger RNA of Corylus avellana, 843 nucleotides long. The record is from RefSeq and is a predicted model, not a curated record. Lineage: Eukaryota; Viridiplantae; Streptophyta; Magnoliopsida; Fagales; Betulaceae.
AUGGCUGCCAUAUUGCUACUUCUAGGGCUUUUGAUAACCAGCCUAGGAAAAUCAGCUACACAAUCGGUGGGCAUAUGCUAUGGACAAAUUGCCAAAGAUUUGCCACCUCCUGCUGAAGUUAUAGAUCUGUGUAAAGCAAAUGAUAUCGAGAGGUUUAUCGGAAAUGAAAUAAAGCCUAAUGAUACAAUAGCCCCAUAUGUUCUACCAGCCACGCUGGACAUUCGUGCUUCUCUUGCAUCAGAAGAAAUUAAGGUUUUAACGGCAAUAGACAUGACUUUGUUGGAAAGUUCAUACCCUCCAUCAACAGGCUCAUUUAGUGACGUUGCUACUUCAUACAUGAAUCAGAUUGUUGCCUUCUUGGCCACAACUGGAGCACCACUUCUUGCUAAUGUGUACUCAUAUUAUAGUUACAUGCAUAACACACAAACCAUCGACCGUAACUAUGCCUUAUUCACUUCACCAGGGGUUGUGGUACGAGAUGGCAACUUAGAAUACCAAAAUCUCUUUGUUGCAACCAUGGAUGCCCUCUACUCCGCUCUCAAGAAGGUCAGCGGAGCGAACAUGGGUGUCGUUAUAUCGGAGAGCGGUUCGUCAUUCCCAGGCGGUAUAGCAGCAGCGGUUGAGAAUGCAGGGACUUACUAUAGCAAUUUGAUUCGAUACUUCAAGAAUGGGACUCCCAAGAGGCUUGGAUAUUUAGAAACUUAUUUGUUUGCCAUGUUUAAUGAAAACCAAAAGGGCCCUGCAGAAUCUGAGAUAAAUUUUGGUCUCUUCUUCCCUAACAAGCAACCCAAGUACCAACUGACUAGUUUUACUUCGCAAAGCAAUUUGUUCCUUCCUUCAUGA